UUUAAGAUCAAUCAAUCAAUCAAUCAAUCAAUCAAUUCUUCUUUCCGCAUUACUGGUUUUCUCCUUCUUCAUAUCAAAAGCUACCCAAGGUUCUAAACAAGCGCACGCCGCACGCCGCACACCCUUCAACAUCAUAUAUCCCCGUCGCUGAUCUACAUUCUCAAUACCCUCUUCAGAAUGGCUUAACUCCUUGUUCCAUACCCUUGGAGUAGCCUUGAGAUCGAAAACUAAUAUUUCGAUCGGUCUUUUGCGGAAAAGUCUUUGGUCCUUGUUGGGUAAAAUUAACACAAUAAUUCAAAGAAAUCUUGAGACGACUUCCUUCCCCGCCUUGAUUUCGACUACUUGAAUAAGGCUCCUCAUUGGCAUUGGCAUUGGCAUUUUUCAUUUAACGAAAUCAUUUCAUUACACACUCUUAUCAAUUUGGAUAUUUUAAUGUCAAAGUCCGAAAAGCCGCUUCGCAUUCGAAAGUUGUAAAAAAAACUUCUUUUCCAGUUUUUGAUCCACCGAGUCACCUCGUGCGUAGACAUUGCGCAGCCCAGCACUUUAACAUUCUUAUAUCCUUAUAUACAUAUCAUAUUGCUACCGUUGCAUCUGCCCGCACUUCAAGCCAAGGAUCUGUCGCUUUUUCUAUUUUGGUGAACGAAGGUACAUAUCAAGUACAAUCUUUUCGAAACACAUUAUAUCUUGUGUAGGGGUCUUCUGAGAUAUAUCAUAUACUCGAUAACUCAUCACACCUGCAACUAUCAACCAUCAACGACACAAAAGAUUAUACAAAAGACACAACACCUACCUACCUACCUCACUGCUUCGACAUCUCUUCGCUCGCACAUUACCAUACCUCACCAUAAUACGAUACACAUAUACACAAUGUCGUCUUUCGCAUUCUCCAGAGUCUCCUCAGAUUCUUCAUCCUCCUCCUCCUCCUCCUCUUCCUCCUCAUACUCCGUCGAACCAAGGGUAGAAGUUAUGCGUUGUUCACGAUGUGCCAAAACUGUCGAAACCAUCAGCACAAUGCAAUAUCACGGCAACGAGUUACGAAGAGUCAGCACGGAUGAUGCAAGUGCCAGUGGAAUGGUACGAUUUGGUCACAACUUGUAUUAUUGCGAUCGUUGUGCAAAAAUGGUUGGUUACAAGUGAAGUGAGGAUUGAUGAAAGGGUUUCGAAGAGAGCAUACAGUGCGACAAUCACAACUUAACAACAACAAUGUAAGAAAGGAUCAGGGGAUGGAGGAUGGAGAGAUGGAUACCAUGGAGUCAAUUGGAGUUGAGGGAAUACUUCCUCUAGAGAAGGGCAUGGGAAGGGGAAUGGGAUCUGGAGUACGGAGUUACGAUUUGAUGGCACGAUUGGACCUAUUAACGAUACCGAAUUGUUACAAUACAGUACUACUGCUUCCGAUAUUUUACCAUACAUUGGCAUUACUUUUUGGUGAAAGAUCAAUGUACACAUCUGUUACAGGAUACCGCAACGCAGAAGUGUUUACAUGUGUGAUUGUGUUCACGUCACAUCACCUCACCAUCAGUACAUUUACCCCGCCAAACAACUGCAUUACGACGUACACGGCCAAAUUCAAUACAACCUCACUCUACACCAUGAUCUCGUUCUUUACUAUCACUAUCGACUCGAGCCAUCACGAGUCAGAAAUACCGAAAAUAUCUUCCACUCAAAUUCUUUCCAGAAAACACGACUUAUUAAAAAGAAUAAUAUAUCCUCAAAAAACGCAUGCACACAGCCUCUCUUCCUCAUCAAUCCGCCAAGAAAAAAGAUUACAUGGUUUAUAAUCUUUUUAUCCUUGCGUUUUAUCCGACUUUCAAAUACCCCACAGAGCGUGGAAGCUUAUGAUUGGUUUGGUAAUCAAUGGGGCUUGAAAAAUUUCUCGAGAAGGAAAUGAGCUUGCGUAGCUUGAAUGGUUUUGGGGGAAGAACGCCAGGUGAUGUCACUGAUGCAUAUCAUGAGGGUUUUUCUUGUCCUUGGUUCACUUUCUUUCACCUUGAGACUACUGAAUGUAGGUGGACAUUCAUAGUUAGAGGAGGAUAUUUUUAGGUCUUCGGGCAAGAGUCCAAGGGGAUAUCUUGAUGCUUGGGGACGGGAGCUACAAUGCAUACAUAUGCAUGAAGGGAGCAGGCGAUGAUGGCAGUGUACUUCAUGUACCUUUAUGAGAUAUGACCUCAUUUGUUUUAUUUACUGUGUAAAUAUUUAUUAGCUGGACUGAACCAGAUGUACAAGAUACAAAGGAAAUACAAAUAAACCACUAUCA
Sclerotinia trifoliorum is the source of this 2254-nucleotide messenger RNA. The record is from the annotation of a GenBank genome assembly. Lineage: Eukaryota; Fungi; Ascomycota; Leotiomycetes; Helotiales; Sclerotiniaceae.